AUGUGGGAUCAGAGAAGCCGCAAAGAGGCCACUUCCUCUCACUCACCCUUCUCCACUUCUCAGGGGACAGCUCCUACUCAUUAUUUCAAGAUCCUUAUCUGCUCCUGCACGUGGGAAACUUCACAGAACUUGCGCCCCCUCGGAGAGGUGGCUGAGGGGCGUGUUCAACAGCCCGCGAUGAAGCUCAUCACCCUGGCCCUGGUGUGCCUGCUGCUAGGAGGGAUGUGUCUGCAGGACGUGAACAGCUGGAGCCUGCAUGUGUCAUCCUCCAAUUGCUGCUUCAGAUUUGUCAAGAAAGCGAUUCCCCUGAAGAAAAUCCAGUGCUACAGAAACUCCAGCUCCUCCUGCUCCCACAGCGACGGGAUAAUAUUCAAGAUGAAAGGAGGCAGAAAGAGCUGUGCCUUGAAGACAGACAAAUGGGUUCUAGAUAACUUACAUAAGAUAGCAACCUGCCUGCCAGGGGAAAUGUGA
Molecule: messenger RNA, 471 nt
Organism: Miniopterus natalensis
Lineage: Eukaryota; Metazoa; Chordata; Mammalia; Chiroptera; Miniopteridae
Gene: CCL1
Product: C-C motif chemokine ligand 1
Biological process (GO): positive regulation of GTPase activity; chemokine-mediated signaling pathway; inflammatory response
Cellular component (GO): extracellular region
Molecular function (GO): CCR chemokine receptor binding; chemokine activity
Source: RefSeq, a predicted model, not a curated record